GCCCCGCGCCUGCGCUCUGCCUAGGGAGCCGCCCCGUGCUCGUCCCGGGGCGUGAGGCCCGGAGUCUUGCUAGUGUCCGGUUCCACUGGGGCUGUGAGGCGUCCUUGAGCUGAGAAUCAUGAACCGCAGCCGCCAGGUGACGUGCGUGGCCUGGGUCCGCUGCGGCGUGGCCAAAGAGACGCCAGACAAGGUAGAGCUUAGUAAAGAAGAAGUGAAACGUCUCAUUGCUGAAGCAAAAGAGAAAUUACAAGACGAAGGAGGUAGUGAUGAAGAGGAAGCAGGCGAUCCUUCAGAAGAGGGCAUGCGGAGUGCACGUACCCAGGCACGACCAAGGGAGCCCCUAGAGGAUGGCGAUCCGGAGGACGAUAGGACACUGGACGGUGAUGAGCUGGCGGAGUACGACUUAGAUAAAUAUGAUGAGGACGGCGACCCAGAUACGGAAACUCUUGGUGAAUCUCUCUUGGGUCUUACAGUUUAUGGGAGUAAUGAUCAGGAUCCUUAUGUUACUCUGAAAGAUACGGAGCAAUAUGAACGUGACGAUUUCUUAAUUAAGCCCAGUGACAAUCUCAUAGUCUGUGGCAGAGCUGAACAGGACCAGUGUAAUUUAGAGGUAUAUGUUUAUAAUCAAGAAGAAGAUUCUUUUUAUGUACACCAUGAUAUACUGUUGUCUGCAUACCCUCUGACUGUGGAAUGGCUAAAUUUUGAUCCCAGCCCAGACGAUUCUACUGGAAAUUAUAUUGCCAUAGGAAACAUGACUCCUGUUAUUGAAGUGUGGGACCUUGAUAUAGUUGACUCCUUAGAGCCAGUCUUCACACUUGGAAGUAAGCUGUCAAAAAAGAAGAAAAAGAAAGGAAAGAAGAACUCUCCAGCAGAAGGGCAUACGGAUGCUGUCCUGGACCUUUCUUGGAAUAAGCUAAUCAGAAACGUGCUGGCAAGUGCCUCAGCUGACAACACCGUGAUUCUGUGGGAUAUGUCCUCGGGGAAGCCAGCAGCCAGCCUUGCCCUGCACACAGACAAGGUCCAGACUCUUCAGUUUCAUCCAUUUGAACCACAAACUCUGAUUUCUGGAUCAUAUGAUAAGUCUGUGGCUUUGUAUGACUGCCGAAGUCCAGAUGACAGCCAUCGAAUGUGGCGGUUCAGCGGGCAGAUUGAGAGAGUGACUUGGAAUCACUUUUCACCUUGUCAUUUUCUGGCCAGUACUGAUGACGGCUUUGUAUAUAAUUUGGAUGCACGUUCAGAUAAGCCAGUUUUUACACUUAAUGCACACAAUGAUGAAAUCUCUGGUCUUGAUCUAAGCAGUCAAAUCAAAGGGUGUCUUGUGACUGCAUCAGCGGACAAGUAUGUGAAGAUCUGGGAUGUAUUAGGAGAUAGACCAAGUCUAGUUCACUCUAGGGACAUGAAAAUGGGAGUGCUCUUCUGUUCUUCUUGUUGCCCUGAUUUGCCAUUUAUUUAUGCCUUUGGAGGUCAGAAAGAGGGGCUUCGGGUAUGGGAUAUAAGCACAGUCUCUUCAGUAAAUGAAGCAUUUGGAAGACGGGAGAGGCUUGUUCUCAGCAAUACAAGAAACUCCUCUAUUAGUGGUCCUUUUGGGAACAGGAGCUCAGACACACCAAUGGAGUCUUAAUGAAGAUCGUAAAAGUUAUUUACCAGAAGCUGGCCUAAACAGUUUUCCAUAUAUAGCUACAGCCAUGCACUGACUGAAACAAAAUUCCUGACAUUCCCCUCUACAGCUCUGGUGGCUGCACAAAUACACCAGCCUUUGUGUUUACCUGUUGAGCAUGUGGUAUGUAGACUACCUCUUGGAUUUCUGGAAAAGGAAUAAAGGUUUUUAAAAUAGGUAAAA
Messenger RNA from Manis javanica (Malayan pangolin), 1840 nucleotides. It is a transcript of the gene PWP1, whose product is annotated as PWP1 homolog, endonuclein. Gene Ontology annotation, cellular component: nucleus. Gene Ontology annotation, molecular function: protein binding. Gene Ontology annotation, biological process: rRNA processing. NCBI's taxonomy places the organism in Eukaryota, Metazoa, Chordata, Mammalia, Pholidota, Manidae. The record is from RefSeq and is a predicted model, not a curated record.